Messenger RNA from Gadus chalcogrammus (walleye pollock), 1215 nucleotides. RefSeq names its product serine/threonine-protein kinase NIM1. The record is from RefSeq and is a predicted model, not a curated record. Gene Ontology annotation, biological process: intracellular signal transduction; protein phosphorylation; microtubule cytoskeleton organization. NCBI's taxonomy places the organism in Eukaryota, Metazoa, Chordata, Actinopteri, Gadiformes, Gadidae. Gene Ontology annotation, molecular function: tau-protein kinase activity; protein serine/threonine kinase activity; ATP binding. Gene Ontology annotation, cellular component: cytoplasm. The transcript has 3 exons. Bases 1 to 1215 code for a protein of 404 amino acids.
AUGGCAGCCAAAGCCUUUUCAGCACCAACCUCCCCAGGGCUGACCGAGGCAGAGAGGAGGAUGAAGUCCCCAUUCGAGAGGAUGGUCUAUGACAUGACCCACAACGAGCGCAUGGGCAACGACCUGUUGCUGGAACGGAGGGUGGGUUUCUACGAGCUGCGAGGAGAGAUAGGACAGGGAAACUUCUCCCACGUCAGACUGGGCAUCCAUGCCUUGACCCAAGAGCGGGUGGCCAUCAAAGUCUUGGACAAGACCCGUCUGGCCAAGAAGAGCCAGUCCAUGUUCACCUCUGAGAUCAGCUGCAUGGAGUCCCUAUGCCACCCCAACAUCGUGCGUCUCUACGAGGUGAUGGAGACCAGCCGGAAGCUGUACCUGGUGAUGGAGUACGGCAGUGGUGGAGACCUGUACACCCGACUCACCACCAGGGGCAAGCUGGCCGACGCGGACUCCAAGAAGAUCUUCGCUCAGGUCAUAUCUGCGGUCAAGUACAUGCACGACAAAAACAUUGUCCACCGAGACCUCAAGGCAGACAACAUCUACUACACCACCAGCUACUGCAUCAAAGUGGGCGACUUUGGCUUCAGCGUGCAGAGUGACCCCGACCAGGUCCUCACCACCUUCUGCGGCUCGCCCCCUUACGCCGCCCCUGAGCUGUUCCAGGACCGCGGCUACGAAGGCCGCUACUCGGACACCUGGGCCCUGGGCAUCCUGCUCUUCUUCAUGGCGACGGCCACCAUGCCCUUCCUGGGGGCCAGCAUGAGCAAGCUGAAGCGCAGCAUCCUGGCGGGCUCCUACACCAUCCCCCCCUACGUCCCUGAACCCUGUCAGCAGAUCAUCAAGGGCCUGCUGCGGCCCGUCGCCACCGACCGCACCUCGCUCCCCGCGGUGAUGGCCAGCCACUGGCUGGGUGGCAUCGAGAGCCCGCAGGAGUACGCCAACCUUCCCCUCGCGCCCGCCCACUUCGCCCAGGGCUUGCCGGACCUGGGCGUGGAGGAGCAGGAGGUGAAGGGCCUCAUGUCGGACCUGGGCAUCUUGGCCGUGCACCUCCGGAACAACCCGUGCGCGGACGCUCGCAGCCCGCUGACGGGGACCUACCGGAUCCUGCUGCACCAUGUGCAGAAACGCCGGUCGCUGGAGGCCUUGAACUACGUCACGGCGCAACGUCCCGGGGAGUACGGAGCUCAGAAGCCCACUCCUGUUUGUGCCGUACUGUGA